GUACAGUGAAGGAUGCCGAGGAUGGGAGCACUGCGGGCGCAGAGGGCUUAGCUGUUCCUACAAGUGGUCUGCUUCGCCGGGGAGAUUUUUUACCCAGUAGCUGCGAUCAAUCUGGUGCAAAUAAAAAUGUUGAUGCAGAUGUCGAGCAGAAUAUGGUUGGGGAGCUUCCGCGUCCUGGCGACACUUGUCCCGGGGAUACGAUGCAAAUCGAUGAACAAGGACAGGACGAGGUGGCUGCUGGUUCUGG
Messenger RNA from Amoebophrya sp. A25, 247 nucleotides. The record is from the annotation of a GenBank genome assembly. Lineage: Eukaryota; Dinophyceae; Syndiniales; Amoebophryaceae.